Molecule: messenger RNA, 3050 nt
Organism: Gymnogyps californianus (California condor)
Lineage: Eukaryota; Metazoa; Chordata; Aves; Accipitriformes; Cathartidae
Gene: SNX33
Product: sorting nexin 33
Biological process (GO): intracellular protein transport; endocytosis; cleavage furrow formation
Cellular component (GO): cytoplasmic vesicle; plasma membrane
Molecular function (GO): phosphatidylinositol binding; protein binding
Source: RefSeq, a predicted model, not a curated record
CGGCCCCGGUGCUGCCCUGCCUGCGGGGCCCUUCCCCUCCGUCCUGCGUGAGAUUUGCGGAUUUCAAGGGAAAAAAAAAAAACAAAACCAACAAACCAAAACAACAACAAAAAAACCCACCGAACGCCGGGAAAGUCGGCCCGGAAAGGAAUUGCAAAAUCCCCGGGCCGGGAUCACGGGAGGCUGGGCUGGGUUUGGAGUCGGUUCCCGGCGCUUUCCCGGCGCCCACCGACUGGCAGCCGCUGGCGGGAGGAAAUCGGGGUGCUUUAUCCACAGGGACCCCGACAAAAGUCGCUUUGGAUUUAUUUCCUCGCUGGCAGCCGGAUCUUUUCCUCCUGGAAAGUGAAACCGCGGGAUCAGCGUCCCAGCGAGAUAAAACCUGCGUGGACAUGGCAGAGCCCGGCUCUUGGUCUGGCCGGGGUUUACAUCCCGUAGGAGCGAGGGAAAUGCCGCUCGCUUGACCGGGGAAUGUUGUUUUUAACCGGGGCGCUGGGAUCGGGGGGGUCACUUGGACAUACGGACCUUGGCGUCACCUCGUAGGGGAUUUCUUCUCCACCUUUUUUCAUUUCCCUGAGAAACUGGCCAAGCCUUUUCCCACAGUGCGGGGCGGCCCUGGUGCCGAGCGAGCUUGCGGUAUCGCCGGGGGGGUUUUUUUUGGCUGCGGGGAUUGCGUUACGCCGUGUCCCCUCCUCCCGGGACCGGCCAUGGCGUUGAAAGCCAGAGCGCUUUACAACUUCCAGAGCGAAAACAAAGAGGAAAUCAGCAUCCAGGAGAACGAGGAGCUCGUCAUCUUCAGCGAGAACUCCCUGGACGGGUGGUUACAGGGCCAAAACAGCCGCGGGGAGACCGGCCUCUUCCCUGCCUCCUACGUCGAAAUCCUCCGCUCCCGGUCGGGCUCCAACUACACAGACUACUCCGGCAGCCCGGCCGGCUCCCCUGGGCACGACUCCUCUUUCUACACGGCCCCCCCAACCCCGGUCUCCUACCAGGGCAGUUUUGAGGACGACGAUGAUGAUGAUUGGGACGACUGGGACGAUGCUUGCACGGUGGUGGAGGAGCCCCGGAGCGCGCCGGGCACCAACGGGCACCCUUCGCCCAGCCUGCAGUACCCAGCGGCGUACGGCCACCACCAGCACGCCGGUUACCGGCCCAAGCCGGCGCUGGAGAGGCAGGACAGCAUGAGCUCCUCCAAGAGGGGCAGCGUGGUGGGGAGGAACCUCAACCGCUUCUCCUGCUUUGUCCGCUCGGGGGUGGAAGCCUUCAUCCUGGGCGACGUGCCCCUGAUGUCCAAGAUCGCCGAGGCGUACUGCAUCGAGAUGGGCUCCAAAGGUCCCCAGUGGAGGGCGAACCCCCACCCCUUCAUCUGCUCUGUGGAGGACCCGACCAAGCAAACCAAGUUCAAGGGCAUCAAGAGCUACAUCUCCUACAAGCUGACCCCCAGCAACAUCAACUCGCCCGUCUACCGGCGGUACAAGCACUUUGACUGGCUCUACAACCGCCUCCUGCACAAGUUCACGGUCAUCUCGGUGCCCCACCUGCCCGAGAAGCAGGCCACCGGGCGCUUUGAGGAGGACUUCAUCGAGAAGCGCAAGCGGCGGCUGAUCCUCUGGAUGGACCAUAUGACCAGCCACCCCGUCCUCUCCCAGUACGAGGGCUUCCAGCACUUCCUCUGCUGCCGCGACGAGAAGCAGUGGAAGCUGGGCAAACGCCGGGCGGAGAAGGACGAGAUGGUGGGCGCCAGCUUCCUCCUCACUAUCCAGAUCCCCACGGAGCACCAGGACCUGCAGGACGUGGAGGACCGCGUGGACGCCUUCAAGGCCUUCAGCAAGAAGAUGGACGACAGCGUCCUGCAGCUCACCAACGUGGCCUCGGAGCUGGUGCGCAAGCACGUGGGGGGCUUCCGGAAGGAGUUCCAGAAGCUGGGCAAUGCCUUCCAAGCCAUCAGCCACUCCUUCCACAUGGACCCCCCCUACAGCUCAGAUGCCCUCAACAACGCCAUCUCCCACACGGGCAAGACAUACGAGACCGUGGGGGAGAUGUUCGCCGAGCAGCCCAAGAACGACCUGUUCCUCAUGCUGGACACUCUCUCUUUGUACCAAGGGCUCCUCUCCAACUUCCCAGACAUCAUCCACCUCCAGAAAGCCGCCUUCGCGAAGGUGAAGGAGAGCCAGCGGAUGAGCGACGAGGGCAGGAUGGACCAGGAGGAGGCGGACGGGAUCCGCAAGCGCUGCCGCGUGGUGGGCUUCGCCCUGCAAGCCGAGAUGAACCACUUCCACGAGCGGCGCGUGGCCGACUUCAAGAGGAUGAUGCAGUCUUACUUAAAGCAGCAGAUCGUCUUCUACCAGCGCGUCAGCCAGCAGCUGGAGAAGACGUUACGCAUGUACGACAACCUCUAACGCCUCCGCUUGCUGCCCCACCGAAAUCACGCACUUCUCUAUCCGCAGCCUUGCAGACCUCCUCUGUUUGUGACGGGCUGAGAACGAACGGGAACUCAUGACGCUAGUGACCAAAUACCUUUGGGCUUUCUUCCCCCUUCCCGGGCAGGCAGGCUGCGGUCUCAUGGGGAAGGGCUCGCCCGCGGGCUGGCCGUGCCACCUCUUUCCCUGGGGACCUCCCACCCUGCCGCGGGUCUGGCGGGGGCGCGGGGGGGGUCACAAGAGAGACGGACGUGGAGGUGACGGUGCUGGUAUCUCUGCCCAGUGAUUUUUAGCUUUCUGAAAACCCAUCCUCCUGGAGCAGAGAGGUGGCUGCAUCCGAGCCCGCUGGGAGAAGAAAUCAAAGCGGUCGACAUUUUGCACACUAAAGGCUUUUUUGAUGGAAAAAAGAGAAGAAAAAGAUCUUUAUUUGGAAGAGAAUGAUUUUUUUUUUUUUGUCACGAGAUAUUUUCAAUAUUUUCCAUUUUUUGCAAAUGUUUCUGCAGCAUUUUUACCAAUCAGUUUUUAAAUAGAUGCACAGAGGCGAAGGGAAAUCUCUUUCUCAAGCAUGGCUGUUGACUGGGAAAAGGGAGGAUAAAAAAAAAAAACAAAGCCCCACAGCCUUUUCAAUAAAAU